This is a messenger RNA of Anthonomus grandis grandis, 1105 nucleotides long. RefSeq lists its product as uncharacterized. Lineage: Eukaryota; Metazoa; Arthropoda; Insecta; Coleoptera; Curculionidae. The transcript is spliced from 2 exons. The record is from RefSeq and is a predicted model, not a curated record. Bases 421 to 735 code for a protein of 104 amino acids.
AUUUGAAGACAUACAAAUCUAAUUACGUUUAUUCAGAAAGUAUGCGAUUUUUGCCGUUUAGUCACCAUGUAAGCAAUUGGCGACAAGGUAUUUAAGGCAUUUAAUCACUCAAUGCCAUCGGUGUUAUUUCAUCCGAAUUUUGAUCGCGCUUGGCUUAUUAGUUGUUUUGAAUGUUUGCACGUGGGCACGCCGGGCCGUCAUAACAUUGACGAUUAUUCAAACACCAAAUCGAGUUGAAGUAUGAUUUACAUACGUUUUUGUUUUCAAGGGUUGUUUAUUUGCUUAGCGGUAAGUAUUAGUAAGUAAAUGUUUGUAAUGGAGUGAGGGUAUUUUUUUAAAAUUAUGCGUCGUCAUUUGGCGACAGUGUGACUAAAAUUUUUCAGAAUUUGGAAAAAAAAAGGUUGUAAGAAAUCAGUCAUAAUGAGCAAAAAUAAACCGUUAUCUUAUGAGGAAUUGGUCGCUCUAGCAGAGGAGAUGUCAGACAUAGAAUAUCUAAGCGAUGACAACGGGCAAGAUGAGAAUGAAGAGAUAAAUGAAAUUCUGCACAAUAAUGAUAUGAACGAGCUGCUUGAUAGACAAGAAGAUGAAAUUGUUGAUAGUUUGGAAGAGCAUCAAGAAAAUACAGAGGACGUAAGUGAGCAGGUAAUAGUCGGCGAAUCUUCUGUACGUGACGUAAUAAAUGUCCAGAACAAGGAAUCUACUACUAGUGUGACAGAGUUUUUUCUCGAAAAAUGAUCUUACGAUGAAAAAAAACAUACGUUGGAGAAAAAAUGUCACCUACCUUACUCCCCCAACACCGUGGUAUAAAAAAAUGUUGAACAACAUGUUACCUUGGAAAGUCCUUUAUAUUUUAUUAAAAAAUAUUUCACUGAUGAAUUAUUUGAGGACAUGACUAAAUACACCAAUCUUUAUGCUAUUCAACAACGUAGCAAAUUUAAAAAUACCACACAAGAAGAGCUUACAAAUUUUGUGGGAACUCACAUAAUUAUGGGAAAUUUGCACUAUCCCCGGGUUCGUUUCUAUUGGGACUCAAACUUAAGAAUACCUCGUAUAGCAGAUUGUAUGGCUCUCAACAGAUUUUUUAAAAUUCGAAUGGAUGUUCAUU